Elaeis guineensis (African oil palm) is the source of this 1932-nucleotide messenger RNA. Lineage: Eukaryota; Viridiplantae; Streptophyta; Magnoliopsida; Arecales; Arecaceae. The record is from RefSeq and is a predicted model, not a curated record.
AAGUUCUUCCUCUUCUUGCAAUCCUAGCCCUAGUUCUCGCCGCCUUCUCCGCUCCCACAUCUCUUUUAUCCCCGCUUUCUCCCGGGUGAUCUCUUUUAAAUAUCGAGUUCGCGCCCAGAUCCACUACCCCUCUUCGAUCUUGCUUCGAUUCGAUCCUCGGUUUCUUGAGAUCCAUAACUCUUGCUGUUCCUUCAGGAGAUCUGUGCGCAAGUCUCGGAUUUUUUUUAUUUUUUUCACCCGGAGCGGUUUGGGGGCCGAUUUGCUAUCUUCUAUCUGUCUGAAAGAGAAGGGAGAUCGCACGCGGGCGGUCAUGUCUCGGUGCUACCCGUACCCGCCACCGCCUCCCUAUUACGAGGAGGGCCUGAUCGAAUCGAUUAAGCUCUCGAAAGAAAGGGAAAAUGCGAAGAAGGAGAGGAGGAAAGAAAAGAAAAGGGAGAAGAAAGAGAAGAGGGAGAAAGCUGGUCAAGAGAACUCUGAAUGCAAAGAACAUAGCCACAAGAAGAGGAAGUACGAGGAAAAGAGCCAUCUGGAUCAGAAGGUUGGCUACAAUGCAAAAGCAACAACUGCCAAUUCCAUCGAGCAGUUGGAGAAGAGUGGCCUUACAGAAGAGCACGAGCAGCCAUGUUCCAUUCAGAAUACCUAUGACUCCUCUGAGAGCUCCCAGGACAGCAGUAAGAGGAGAAAGUUUGUGGCCACCAAUGCCAGCCAAGCCAGCCAUGGUUUGAUCCUUCGCAUCAGGUUACCACUGGUUAAGCAAAAGGAUCCAAUACCCACAAGCAUGCCAAUUGCAAAACAAAAAGAGCCGGCACCACCUGUAAGCAUGCCAAUUGUGAAACAGAAAGAUCCAAUAUCAUCUGAAAGCGUGCGAGUUAUGAAACAAAAAAAUCCAGUGCCUCCUGCUACCAUGCCAACGGUGAAACAGAAGGAUCUAAAGUCACCUGUCACCCUUCGAACAUUGAAUCAAACAGAUCUAGCACUUACCAGGACCAGCGAAGAGCCAUGCUUCUCGGGCGGCCUUGAAUUGGAAGCAGCGGAAACUCCUCAUAGCAAGUCUGUCUUAAAAAGGAAUAGCAGGAUCUGCAAAAUGGAAAGGCAGUUCGAAGAACUUACAGCAAACUGGAACCCUCCACCUUUGCAGCUCGAGUAUUCAGAUAUGGGCAACCAAGAUUGGUUGUUUGGGUCCUCAAAGAGACGCUCCGGUCCUGAUGCCAACAGGUGCAAAACCAGCACAGAAGGCUCGUUGAGCCAUAUAAGCCGUGUGACCUCUUCUUUGCAGCCUCAAGCUUGUUAUCUGUCUGAGUUUAAUAUGUAUCAACUUCCAUAUGUGAUUCCAUAUUGAACUUGCAGUUGAGAAACUUGCUUGUUGAUCUAAAGCCAUCUGCCACCAUGCCAGUAUUGAAUCAAAUAGGUUUAGUUCCUACCAGAACCAGCAAAGAGCCAUGCUUCUCAGGCAGGGUUACGGGGAUUGCCUCUGAACUGGAAGCAGCAGAAACUCUUUAUAGCAAGUUUUCAAAAAGGAAUAGCAGGAUUUACGAAAUGGAAAGGCAGUUCAGGGAACUUGCAGCAAAAUGGAACCCUCCAUCUUUGCUCGCGUAGCAUUCAGGUAUUGGUCACCAAGAUAGAUAUUGGCAACCAAGAUUGGUUGUUUGGGUCUUCAAAGUGACGCUCCAGUCGUUACGCCAACAGGUGCAAAGCCGGCAUAGAAGGCUUGUGGGGUCAUGGAAGCAGUUUUUGGAUACAGGUGGUGAGGCUGGGAUGGGAAGCAAUUUUUCCGCAUUUAUUUUUUCUAAGGUGCAGUUGAUAGUAACUUGUAUUUAGGGUUUACGUUUGUCAGCAUAUGAAUGAUAUCUAAUUCAUUCCAUAGCUCAUUCUUUUCCAGGAUCUGAUACACCAGUUUUCUUUCAACCUGACUGAUGUUGCUUUUUUGAGAGA